AUGAUUGAAGAUAAUAAAGAAAAUGAAGACCAUGCAUCUGAAAGAGGAAGAACAGCCAUAAUUUUUUCCUUGAAGAAUGAAAUCGGAGGACUUGUAAAAGCAUUAAAACUCUUUCAGGAGAAACAUGUAAAUCUGGUACACAUUGAGUCACGGAAGUCCAAGAGACGAAAUUCUGAGUUUGAGAUCUUUGUGGACUGUGACAGUAACAGGGAACAACUGAAUGAGAUUUUCCAGCUCCUGAAAUCCCACGUCAAUUUUGUCUCCAUGAACCCGACAGAGCAUUUCAAUGCCCUGGGAGAUGGAGACAUGGAGAAUGUUCCCUGGUUUCCGAAGAAGAUCUCAGAUUUGGAUAAGUGCGCAAACCGAGUGCUGAUGUAUGGGUCUGAUUUGGAUGCUGACCAUCCUGGUUUCAAAGACAAUGUCUAUCGCAGGAGGCGAAAGUAUUUUGCAGACCUGGCUAUGAACUACAAACAUGGUGACCCAAUUCCCAAGAUUGAAUUCACUGAGGAGGAGAUCAAGACUUGGGGGACUGUGUACCGAGAGCUUAACAAGCUUUACCCAACUCAUGCCUGCAGAGAGUACCUUAAAAACUUACCCUUGCUCACCAAAUACUGUGGGUACAGGGAAGACAAUAUCCCCCAGCUAGAAGAUGUGUCCCGCUUCCUGAAAGAGCGCACAGGUUUCACCAUUCGCCCUGUUGCUGGAUAUUUAUCGCCCAGAGACUUUUUGGCAGGAUUAGCAUUCAGAGUUUUUCACUGCACUCAGUAUGUGAGACACAGCUCGGAUCCUCUCUAUACACCAGAGCCAGAUACCUGCCAUGAGCUCCUAGGCCAUGUCCCACUUUUGGCUGAACCCAGUUUUGCUCAAUUCUCCCAGGAAAUUGGUCUUGCAUCGCUUGGGGCAUCAGAUGAAGCUGUUCAAAAACUGGCAACAUGCUACUUCUUCACUGUAGAGUUUGGCUUGUGCAAGCAAGAGGGACAGCUACGAGUUUAUGGGGCUGGCUUGCUCUCCUCAAUUAGUGAGCUUAAGCACUCGAUCUCUGGCAGUGCCAAAGUCAAGCCUUUUGAUCCAAAGGUCACCUGCAAGCAAGAAUGCCUCAUUACAACUUUCCAGGAGGUUUACUUUGUUUCUGAAAGUUUUGAAGAAGCAAAGGAAAAGAUGAGAGAGUUUGCAAAAACCAUCAAGCGCCCAUUUGGUGUGAAGUACAAUCCAUAUACUCAAAGCGUGCAGAUCCUGAAGGACAUGAAGAGCAUUGCCAGCGUAGUGAAUGAGCUACGUCAUGAGCUGGACAUUGUCAGCGAUGCCCUCAGCAAGAUGGGCAAGCAGCUGGAAAUUUAA
Molecule: messenger RNA, 1338 nt
Organism: Mesitornis unicolor (brown roatelo)
Lineage: Eukaryota; Metazoa; Chordata; Aves; Mesitornithiformes; Mesitornithidae
Gene: TPH1
Product: tryptophan hydroxylase 1
Exons: 11
Coding region: 1-1338 (445 amino acids)
Biological process (GO): serotonin biosynthetic process; aromatic amino acid metabolic process
Cellular component (GO): neuron projection
Molecular function (GO): iron ion binding; tryptophan 5-monooxygenase activity
Source: RefSeq, a predicted model, not a curated record